Thamnophis sirtalis is the source of this 1650-nucleotide messenger RNA. NCBI's taxonomy places the organism in Eukaryota, Metazoa, Chordata, Lepidosauria, Squamata, Natricidae. The record is from RefSeq and is a predicted model, not a curated record.
CCUCGAAUAGCUUUGGACCCUAACCUUGAGGUGUGUGAUGAGAAAUGGCUUUGGGAGACAAUACACAACGAAGUUACUCUAUCAUCCCAUGUUUCAUCUUUGUUGAGCUUAUUAUUAUGGCUGGGACGGUCUUGCUCGCCUACUACUUCGAGUGCACGGACACUUUCCAGGUGCAUAUUCAAGGCUUCUUCUGCCAAGACAGCAAUUUGAUGAAACCGUAUCCAGGGGCAGAGGAUGAAAGCUUCAUUUCCCCUCUUAUCCUCUACUGUGUACUGGCUGCAACCCCAACAGCAAUCAUUUUUAUUGGAGAGCUAUCUAUGUAUUUUAUCAAGUCCACCAGAGAAAGCUUAAUUAUCCAGGAGAAAACCAUUUUGACGGGGGAAUGCUGUUACCUGAAUCCACUACUUCGGAGAAUCAUCCGAUUUAUAGGAGUAUUUGCAUUUGGUCUUUUUGCUACCAACAUAUUUGUAAAUGCUGGCCAGGUAGUGACGGGCAACUUGGCACCCUAUUUCUUGACUGUGUGUAAACCCAACUAUACUGGGAGUGACUGCCGAGCGCAUCACCAGUUUGUUAACAAUGGGAAUAUCUGCACUGGCAACCAAGACGUGAUUGAGAAAGCAAGAAGAUCUUUUCCAUCCAAACAUGCUGCUUUAAGCAUAUAUUCAGCCUUGUAUGCUACAAUGUACAUCACUAGCACAAUCAAGACCAAGAGCAGUCGGCUUGCCAAGCCAGUGUUGUGUCUGGGGACACUUUGUGCUGCCUUCCUUACAGGGCUCAACCGAGUUUCUGAGUAUCGAAACCACUGUUCAGAUGUCAUUGCAGGCUUCAUCUUGGGAAGCACAGUAGCACUCUUCCUGGGCAUCUGUGUAGUUCAUAAUUUCAAAGGAGCACGUGGGACACCUUCAAAAUCAAAACUGGAUGAACAGCGAGGCGUGCCCUUGAUGGCAUUUCCACGAGUGGAAAGUCCUUUGGAGACGUUGAGUGCCCAGAAUCAUUCUGCCUGUAUGACCGAAGUAACCUGAUUUGACCAACAUCAAGAGAAUUUUUUUAUUGCCCUCUGCUACAGUACUCCCACCAGAAUACAGUUAUACUAAUUGUCAAACUGCGAUGACCAGUAUUAUUAUGUUAUGUCUAGUUAGGAACUAAUGUUUUGUACAUUUUUGUAUGAGGAAGUGAUAUAGCUUGCCCUGGAAUUCCCACCCACUUUCUUUUUUCUUGUUGUCAGCUUUAAUAUAUUUAUGCCAGAAUUUAAGACAAAUGAAAACAAAAAAGAAACAAGAGAAAAAAAAUGAACUCUUUUUUGAUUACAAUGUGUUCUGAGGCACUACACCUUUGGGAAUUGUUGAUGUUUUGUGAUAUUUGUACACACAGACUUUUUUGUUUUGUUUUGUUUUAUAUACAAUAAAUUAAAUGAUAAUUAUACUACUAAUUCAUUUUUUACAUUUUUAUUACCAGAGAUGCUUUCAGUGAGUGAGGGGGUUCAGAUUCAGCAUUGACAGUGCAAUUCUAUAGAAUUCAUACUUGUUUUCUAGAAGUUACUGUAGAAUUGUCCCUGCAUGACUGCUAUCUGGCCCUCAAUAGAUUAUCGAUAAUGAGAAAUAUGUAUUUUGAAUGCUGGUUUAACAUAGCAAGACUAAGAACCUGUCUGUU